AUGGCGCACGACGCGUUUUCCAGCCACUGCUCUCGGCGGACGUGGCCAGCCGCUGGGUCGCUCCUCGCGUACUGCGCUGGCACUGCCAGCGCGGGCGAGAGCAGCAGUGCGGGCGAGAGCAGCAGUGGCAGUGGCGAGAGUGGUGUUGGGAGUGGUGGUGGGAGUGGCCUGCCUGCAGGAGCACGCGUCCUUGAGCUCGGCUCGGGGACAGGCUGGUUCGGCUGCACCCUCGCGGCUGUGCGGCCCGAUCUUAACCUCUGCCUGACCGAGAUGGCAGAGGCGGGCGCCUUUGAGGCGCUGUGCCGCAGCGUGCGGGAAUUCAAGCCGCCGCCUGCGGCCGUGAGAUGCUCGGAUCUCGUCUACUCAGCCGCAGGGGCGCGCGCCUUCGCAUCCAUCGUCGGCAAGCUGCUGCGGGCGGGCAAGGCGGCGGAGUGCCUCUACGCGCACACUGCAGAGCGGUGGGGCUCGAGCGGGUUCGACGCGGCGAGCCUCCCCGUCGCGCCGAGGGCUGACCUCCUCGAAAGCCUUCGCGGCGAGGGAUUGGUGCCGUCACUGGCGAGGGGCGUGGAGGUCGGCGACGACGCGCCCGUCGCCCAGCGCAGCUUUGUCUUUCGCGAGCUGCGCCCGCUGAAGAGUCAGCUGCUGCGCGAUUUGCAGCACUGGCCGCAUGCGUCCAUUCGAGAGCAGGAUCUGGACACGCUUCGCGAGCGCAAGGUUGAUCCCGGCGUGAGGGUUGCUCUCAUCAUUGCCAACGGCAGCGUCUACCUCCCAUCGCAGACGUUGUCGGCCAGUGGAGUGCCGGUCACAUGGCCCCGUGGACGCCACCCCCUGCUCGCGCAAGUUGUCGCCGAUUUGCGAGAGUUAGCUCCAUCGCUGCCCAAUGUCGAAAUGGUGCUGAAUACAGACGACUAUCCGUUUGUGCCCCGUCAGCCUCUCUCUCCGGACAGGCCAGUCGUGCCCCCACUCUUCUCACACUACCAAACGAGCCGGCAUGAUGACAUCUUGUGUCCCAGUGGCUCGUUCAGAUUGAGCGACUAUGACCGAAAGAUGCUGCGAGGCUCCGAGCACUGGGAGGCUCAGUUUCCGUGGAGGAAGAAGAUGAACCGCUCGUUCUGGCAGGGAAUGCCGUAUUGCGGCCUCAGCCGCUUCGGCCACUGCUCGCGCUUCUUGCUGUCCCAUCUAUCGGCGCAAAACGUCGUCUGUAGAUGA
Emiliania huxleyi CCMP1516 is the source of this 1209-nucleotide messenger RNA. RefSeq lists its product as hypothetical. The coding region runs from base 1 to 1209 and encodes 402 amino acids. The record is from RefSeq and is a predicted model, not a curated record. The transcript is spliced from 6 exons. NCBI's taxonomy places the organism in Eukaryota, Haptophyta, Isochrysidales, Noelaerhabdaceae.